Molecule: messenger RNA, 585 nt
Organism: Linum tenue
Lineage: Eukaryota; Viridiplantae; Streptophyta; Magnoliopsida; Malpighiales; Linaceae
Source: the annotation of a GenBank genome assembly
AUGGCGGCCACAACCUCCAUCCUCUUACUAUGUCUAUUCCUCUCCCUCACCGUUUCCCUCGCCCACGCCUCCACACCCGACGCCGGCCAAUUCUCCACAACUCUCCGCCCCGAGAAAUUGGGACUCCACCGCAAGGAAAAGCUGACCCACCUGAAGUUCUACUUCCACGACAUCGUCAGCGGCCGCAACCCCACCGCCGUCCCCGUGGCACGCGCCGCCAUGACCAACACCUCCCGCUCGCUUUUCGGGCUUGUCAACAUGAUGGACGACCCCCUGACCGUGGGCCCCAAAUCGAGCUCCAGGCCUGUGGGCCGGGCCCAGGGGAUCUACGCCUCGGCCUCCCAGACCGAGCUCAGCUUCCUGAUGGUGCUCAACUUCGCAUUUACGGAAGGCAAGUACAACGGCAGCAAUCUCAGCGUGUUGGGCCGGAACAGUGUUUUCUCCGGGGUCAGGGAGAUGCCUGUCGUCGGUGGAAGCGGGGCCUUCCGGUUCGCCCGCGGGUACGCUCAGGCGAGGACUCACGAGUUCGAUCUGAAGACCGGCGACGCGGUGGUGGAGUAUAACGUCUACGUCUUCCAUUACUGA